CAAAGCUGUCAUCCUGAGCGCUGCCGAGACGACGGACGGCUCAAUCCCUAAACGCCCGGAUGAGAGCAGCAGCGGCGGCGGCAGCAGCAGGCGACAUUCAGGGCAACAUGGUCGCAUGAAGUCGGCCGAGGGGGGCAACCACCAUUCCUGAAGGAGGGGAGAAGCGAGCGACACGGCCACUGCUGGAAUCUGACAUUUUUCUUUUCCUUUUUUUUCGACGCAGCCCACGUAGAAACGGUUCUGGGAGAAUACAGGCUGAGAUCUAGAGGCGUGGAGGCGAAGAGGAACGGCACAGUUCACCCCCCUUCUUCAACGGUGUCCUAUUUCGUCGGUGAAGGAUCGUGCAGACAGGCUGUCUCACACUAAGCUAUGGAAUGCUCUCUGCUCCCACCAUCACUAGUCUCCAAUCUUUGGACUGAGCUCCAAACGCUUAGUUAGCGGCUGUGCUUCUCCCCUCGAACUCUUUAUAACCAGGGGACGAAGAAAAAAGGAGCGGGCUUAUUAAGUCCUCCUCUACCAACGCACAGAGCACUUCUUCUUCUUUUCUUUUUAGAAUAUUUAAGCUAGGUUGUUUUAUUUUUUCUCUGCUUGAAUUUUUUUGUCGUGGAGAAUCAAGAUGGAUCUGGAGUCGUACCUGUGGAUGGUGAUUAUUGGCUUCAUCAUUGCCUUCAUUCUGGCGUUUUCGGUGGGCGCCAACGACGUGGCCAACUCGUUCGGCACGGCGGUGGGCUCCGGCGUGGUCACCCUGAAGCAGGCCUGCAUCCUGGCGUCCAUCUUCGAGACGCUGGGCUCGAUGCUGCUCGGGGCCAAAGUGGGAGAGACCAUCCGGAAGGGCAUCAUAGACGUCAACCUCUACAAUGAGACGGUGCCCGUGCUCAUGGCCGGCGAGGUCAGCGCCAUGGUUGGGUCAGCAGUCUGGCAGCUAAUCGCCUCCUUCCUCAAACUGCCCAUCUCCGGGACUCACUGCAUUGUUGGUGCUACCAUCGGCUUCUCCAUGGUCGCCAUCGGCACAAAGGGCGUACAGUGGAUGCAGCUUGUUAAGAUCGUGGCAUCAUGGUUCAUCUCCCCCCUGCUCUCUGGACUCAUGUCUGGACUCCUCUUCAUGCUCAUCAGACACUUCAUCCUCAACAAGGAUGACUCCGUCCCGAACGGCCUGCGAGCGCUGCCCCUCUUCUACGCCACCACCAUCGGGAUCAACACGUUCUCCAUCAUGUACACUGGAGCCCCGUUGCUCGGGUUGGAGAUGCUGCCGGUGUGGGCCAUCUUUCUCAUCACUUUAGCCGGGGCGCUGGUCUGCGCGGCUCUGGUCUGGUUCUUUGUCUGUCCCUGGAUGAGGAGAAAAAUAGCAAGUCGUUUAAAGAAGGAGCAGGCCCUGUCGAGGAUUUCCGAUGAGAGCCUGGACAAGAUCCCCGAAGAGGAGGAGGAGAGCCCCGUUUUCAAAGAGCUACCGGGAGCCAAGGGCACCGACGAGGCGGUGCUGCCGCUCACCGGCGGCAGCAGCGAGCGGAGCACCCGCGACUCCAGCGGAGAGCUCACCAACCUGGCCAACGGAGGCACCGUCCUGCCAAACGGCAGGGUGUACGGUCGGACCCACUCGAUGACCAACGGCUGCCUCAAGUCACCUGUCUCUAACGGCAGCUUCAGCUUCGACGGCCACAUGCGCAGCGACGGCCAGGUGUACCACACCGUGCACAAAGACUCGGGCCUUUACAAAGACCUGCUUCACAAAAUCCACCUGGGCCGCAUGGACGACAGCGACCGCUCGGGCUCCAACGCCGGCCCCGUGGACAACAACUACCGCCUGCUGCGCCGCAACAACAGCUACACCUGCUACACAGCGGCCAUAUGCGGCAUGCCCGUGCAGCCGCUCAUGCGCCAGGAAUCGCGCGAGGACAGUGAAAAGCUGGUGGGCGAAGGAGGCGGCAGGAGCAACAGCGUGUCCUACUCCAAGAAGCGGGUACGCUACGACAGCUACUCGUCGUACUGCAACGCCGUGGCCGAGGCCGAGAUCGAGGCCGAGGAGGGCGGGGUGGAGAUGAAGCUGGCCACGGAGCUGGAGGGCGUGGAGGAAGAGGGAGCUCCGGCGCCGGUGCCUCUAGACGACUUGGCGGAGGAGGAUCACGAGGAGAAGGACAAGCCCGAGGUGUUUCUGCUCUUCCACUUCCUGCAAAUCCUCACCGCCUGCUUCGGCUCCUUCGCCCACGGAGGCAACGAUGUCAGUAACGCCAUCGGGCCCUUGGUAGCACUGUGGAUGAUCUACGACCAGGGAGGUGUGAUGCAGGACGCCGCCACUCCGAUCUGGCUGCUGUUCUACGGCGGCUUAGGCAUCUGCGCCGGCCUGUGGGUCUGGGGCCGACGCGUCAUCCAGACGAUGGGGAAGGACCUGACUCCCAUCACCCCCUCAAGUGGAUUCACUAUUGAACUGGCUUCUGCACUCACAGUCGUGUUGGCUUCCAAUAUCGGAAUCCCUGUCAGUACCACACACUGCAAGGUGGGCUCGGUCGUGGCCGUGGGUUGGAUCCGCUCCCAGAAAGCAGUGGACUGGCGCCUCUUCAGGAACAUCUUCCUGGCGUGGUUCGUCACGGUGCCGGUGGCCGGCCUGUUCAGCGCCGCCGUCAUGGCCCUGUUCGUGUACGGCAUCCUGCCCUACGUCUGAGGGCCGGGAGGGAGAGCAGAGAGGAGGAAGAAGAGAGAGUCAGAGAAAGAGAAAGAGAGAGAAAGAGGAGAUGAAAGGAAAUGAAGCGAGGGGGAAUGGGAAGGGGAGAGAAGAGAAGAGAGGUGAGGAAGCUGCAGAGGUUUACAGAUGGACUCGGUUGUACUGUGGAUGUGAGGAGGGUUGGUUCACAUGCUGCCUGGCUCCGUAGUCCAGAGAUCUUUUGUUUUCUGAUCAGUUUUUUAUUUAUUCUCUUUAUUUUGGGUGCAUAAGAAAGUGUGUAACCAUUCAAUCUGCUGUACAUACGACAACAAUAGGGAGCUUACCAGUAACUUCUGUUAACCAGAAUUAUGUCAAAGUUUUCUAUUUCCUCCUUAAAAGAAUCAUGAAUUUAAAAAAAAAGAAAAGAAGAAGACAGCACAUGACUUCAGAUGAUCCAAAAAGAAAAAACGGUUAAUUCUGCACACCUCAACUGACAGACCUGCCUGAAUCUAUAUCCUUCUGCCUGCGACCCCAGGUAGCAUAGCUGGUCAAGUGCUUAUUAUUAUUAUUAUUAUUGUUAUUAUUAAUAUUAUUAUUAGCAUUAUUCCAAAAUGCGAGAUUUUAAAAGAUAAAGAAACAACAAGAACCCUGUACAUAUCGUUCUACUGGAUUGAGUGUGAUUUGUUGUAUUGCGGCUUGCUUUAAAGUUCAAAACAAAAGAAGAAGAACAGAUGUGUGUGUGUGCGUGUGUGUGUGUGUGUGUGCGUGCGUGUGUGUGUGCGUGCGUGCGUGUGUGUGUGUGUGUGGUCGACCAACCCAUCCAUCGCCUCACUGUCAACACGCUAGCCAGGUACAACUGGGGCCAAACGGGAAGGACGCCUCAGACGAGGGGUGGUGGGACUGUCACUCUGCUUUUUUUUUUUUUUGUAUUUUCCACAUGAUACCAUAGAAACCUAAUUUACUAAAGAGUUGAUUUUUUUGUGUGUCAAGAGCUCCUGUAUGUUUUUAGAGAUGGAUCUCAUAUUUUUUAAUGAUGUAUUAUACUGUAAUUUGUACUGUAAAUACUGUCCUUAAAGAGUCUGGCGGUGGGACGGGAGGGGAGGUUUGUUUUUAAUGUCGUAGUGUGGCGGCGGGCGGGCGGGGGGGGGGGUGGGGGGGCUCUUAACCUCAUCAUGAUGUCAUAACUUACAGUAUGUUUCAUCCCCGUGGCUCAUUGUAGAGCGGAAACACACUCGACGGAUCGAUUCAGGGGGAAAGUUUCAAAUGACGAACCUGCUGCUCGGUUCCUUCUGGUGCAACAGUAUUGAUAGGAAGUUCUUUAGCUAAAGGUUCCCUUCUGGAGAAAGUGUUUCUGGUGGAGGAAAGAGGGAGGUCGCUCCUUGGAGAGCAGAACCAUGCCAAAGUAAAGUUGUGCUGCGACAUGCCAAUUUAAAGUAGAGAGAAUUAGGAGUACAACCACGACAAGGUCCCACGAAACGUUCACAUAUCUUCAUCCGGAUGCCUUUGUUUAGCUCAGCUCCUGGAGUCACCUCGUGUCAAAGGCUCCCUGCCAAUAACGGGCCUCUCCGCGUUCUGUUCGGACCUCUCGGCCUGUUUCCUGGUCAGAUUAUCAGGGGGUCCUGCGGUUCUGUAAACCCGAGGCUCGUCGUGUCAAACUGUCUGGAAGGAGGAAGCGGUUCAGCUUCAGUGUAGCUCCUGAAAACGGGCCGGCGUUGUUUGAAGCGGCGUUCGGUCUCCAGACGACCCGCGUUUCAAUCUAAAGUGCUAAAAGUUUAGCGAGUAGGUACCACGGGCUGGAGGGGAGGCGCUGGAGGGUCUUCAGACUGCUCAUGUCACAUAAAAUAUCCAGACUCUGGUCAUUUGGUCUGAUGGAGAUGGUAUAUCUGGGGAGGGGGGGACAGUACUGAUCAUCACCAGCUUUUAACCGGGUCGCCCGACCUGUAGAUGAACAAAGUCUAAAGCUUUUUGUUUUUUAUUCGAACAAACUCGAUGCCAGGUGUUGCAAGUUCUUUGUUUUUUUGUUUUUGUUCUUGUGGUGUGUUUCCUAAUUUCGUUUUUUUUUCUUUCUCAUGAACAAAUCUAUGCUUAAGUAGCCACUUGCCUUGUAACAUCGUGUUUUACUUUGUGCAGAUACAGUAAAAAUAAUCCAGUACUGUGGUGUUUACAUCGUAACCAUAUCGUAGAGUAUCUGUAAAAAAAAACUACAAAAAAAAAAAUAAGUUGCCUAAUGAUGCCAAUGAAAGACAAAACUAUUAACCAUGAAUUUUUAAGUGCAAGUAUAUUAAAAAAAAAUAAAAAAUAACCAGAAGUGUCUAGAGAGAACGAGAGCGAGAGCAAGUGUGUGUGGCGCGUUGGGGUUUUCUUCUCUGUAGUGGUGGUAGUGCUAAUCAUGAUCCCGUCACUUUACACCGCGACUACAGCAACACUACAUGUGUGGGUGCAAUUCAGCAAUGAAGAGAAUAACUAGAGAAAUUUCAUCAAAACUAUAUAUUUUUCUACCAUAUCUGAGUUUUAACCUGGGUGAGCUUCCGGACACUCUGGAGGACGUGCCGCGGCGCCGGCGGGAGUCUGGUGGACCAGCUGUGGUCGGACCGCCGUCGGGUCUUGCUUCAGGGGGGGCCACGUGCCAGAGCUCCCCUCCGGACGCCCCGGCGGGUCCUCCUGACAUGUAGACUGACGUGUCGGUUGCCAGUAGAUCAGAUUUUUAAAUUACCAUUUUUAUUUUUGACUUUUAGAUGAAAACACUUUGUAAUUUUGUUUCCCUACUGCUUUGAUCAUGAGCUGCGAGAGCCGGACGGCAAAAAACCAGGACGACUGCUCACAAAUCGAAGGACGAAUCUGGUGUUUGUAGCCGAAAAAAAUGUCAAAUCUUAAACUUGGUAACUGAAAACUGGACUGUGAGGACAUUUGUUUCCUUGUUUUUGGCGGGUGGCCUCUCUUGAAGCUCAUGUCCUUCUACUCUUCUACAGGCGGUGGGUUACGCAGGGCGGCUGCUCGGCGCUGCUCUGCUCACUUUGACAGUCGUGCAUUUAAAAGUCACGACCAAGAGGUUCAGCAUUGUUUCCCAAAACAAUAAAGAGCUCAAAAAAAACCAAAAGUUUUCCACCGUUGUCUUUACAGCGAGCCGGCGUGUAACUGCAAAGCCAGCUGAGCAACGAACGCAGACAGAAACAGAGAAAGAGGAGUUUGACAACACAAGGAGCAGUUAAUCAGAUUGUUUAUGAACUCAACCUUUCUAUUUGCUGAAAUAGAAGCUUGAGCAUCAACCACACUAAACUAAAAAUGGGUUAAAAUCUACGGCUGACAUGAUGGAAAGAGUCAGUUAACAUCAGCAAACACACUAAAACGCAUGUUCUCCUCUUGUGGAGCCUAAACGUUCCUCCUGCUGCUCCGAGCGAGCUGUCAGCUGUUAACAUGUUCUACCUAAAGCUAAAAUUAUACUUUUUUUGUCUUCUAAGAUAAACAGACUUGACGAGAGUCUGAUGCUGGAUUUUCGGUAGUAAGAGAUUCUGAACCCAGUAUAACGUUGUUUAAAUGUUAGCUAUGUUGAAAAGGGAAAACGACGAGGUCUUUAUUCAUUAACUUUCCAGCGGUUUAUCUCCCACAGGAGAUAACAACCUAACCUCCGUCUGCUCGGCUGUGAUUCGUGCUCUGCUGCAUGUGCUGCAGAGAGUCGGAGCUGCUUUUCUAAAUCACCCCGAGCAUCUUUUUCUGUGUUAUGUUCGUUAAAAGAAAGUUUUAAUCGUGGUGUAUCCCAGCCAGGCUCUGAUUUUAACAAGCACAAUAAUAGCAUUCAACAGGUUCCCAUGAGAGCCGAGUUAGAACCUCACGGUGGCCGGUACCGGAUACAACAGUCUGUGUUUAUUCAUGGCUAAAAGAAAGAGUUCCUCUGUUAAUGUCUACAACAGUAGAAACCUGUUUAGUUUGACAAACAUGUUCAGUAAUUGGCCAGCGUCUCAGUAAACUGACAGCGUUAGCUCGCUGCGUCGCCGGGACGAGGCUCGUGGGAGUUUUGGCGAACAAUGACCUGAACCUGAAUCCACUUUCUUAUGAGGUUUGACCGUCUUUGGGUCGCUUCAGAAACAUCGGCGCUCCGCUCUGCAGCCCCCUCUGUAACUCACACUGUCAUUCUUUUUGUUUUUGUUUUCCAUGCAUUCUCAGUCCUGAUAGGCCAAAAGGGAUGCACUGCUCAAGAUGGGGAGGGAAAGAGAACAGCGCCAUCUGGUGGCAGCGCUGAGCUCCAAUUCUGACAGUUUAGUCGAAACAACAGAGGCUACCUGGGAUGUAAUAAACCAGUAAUGCUGUUUAGAUUUAUAAAAAAUGGAUUUGGAUUUGAAAAACUAUUUUUAAAGAGUUUAACAAACAAAAAUUCAGAAACGUUAACGUAAGGAAGCAAAACUGUCGUCAUGCUCUGAAUGAGAAGCACAGACUAAAAACGACAGAAACUUCAUGCCAAACUUUUAUUAUUAUUAUUAUUAUUUUGGCAUAAAAUUGUGUCUUCGUGGAGGAAUCGGCGCCACGAUGCUGAUCCGACUCUAUUGAGCCUUGUGAGAUAUUUUUAGCUUUAAAGUGUAAAAA
Messenger RNA from Stegastes partitus (bicolor damselfish), 7213 nucleotides. RefSeq names its product solute carrier family 20 member 2 (gene slc20a2). Gene Ontology annotation, cellular component: membrane. Gene Ontology annotation, molecular function: phosphate transmembrane transporter activity. The record is from RefSeq and is a predicted model, not a curated record. The transcript has 11 exons. NCBI's taxonomy places the organism in Eukaryota, Metazoa, Chordata, Actinopteri, Pomacentridae. Gene Ontology annotation, biological process: phosphate ion transmembrane transport. The coding region runs from base 617 to 2656 and encodes 679 amino acids.